Chlamydomonas reinhardtii is the source of this 8500-nucleotide messenger RNA. RefSeq lists its product as uncharacterized. The transcript has 13 exons. Gene Ontology annotation, biological process: receptor guanylyl cyclase signaling pathway; cGMP biosynthetic process; intracellular signal transduction. Gene Ontology annotation, molecular function: guanylate cyclase activity; peptide receptor activity. Bases 98 to 6052 code for a protein of 1984 amino acids. The record is from RefSeq and is a predicted model, not a curated record. NCBI's taxonomy places the organism in Eukaryota, Viridiplantae, Chlorophyta, Chlorophyceae, Chlamydomonadales, Chlamydomonadaceae.
UGUAAAUACUAUAGUGUCCUCAAUGUCACCUCGAGCACGAUGUAUCUUUCACCCGUUGAGACUAGUGACUGACUGAGCAUAGUAAGCCGCUGCCUCCAUGGUCACGCAGCAAGCUACUGAGGUGCCGGUCUUUACAUCAAAGUCACUCUAUGAGCACCAAGCGCUUGCUGCAUAUGUGGAGAGCGAUGCGCGGCGACGGGGGGCUCUCGCCCGCGUGUUCGCUGGAUGUUUCGCUUCGGCGAGCGCCAACCAGCCAAAUGUCGCCUGGCGGUCAGCUUAUAGAAGCCCAGAUGCCAAGGCGCUAGAGGAUGCAGUGUUGCGAGGCCAAGGAAGCCAGCAUGAGUUGCUAUCGACUAUGGAGCUCGCGCUCAGGGCUUCACAAGCUGGAGCAUUCAUGUGCAAAACGGUCGACGCGCGUCUGGGGCUGCGUGACCGGCGCGGCGACAACCAACUGAAGGUGAUCAGCUGCGUCUUCGUAGAGCAGCCGCAGGCAGCCGGCUCGGCGCCGCGACGGCUCCCCGGGGCUGUCAUUUUUCGUGACGCCGACGCGCCCAGCUUGCCAUGGCUCGGCUUCGGUGCGCCGGUCGAGGACAUCUCCUGCCGUGCCCCCAAGCAGCUGCUGGAUAAGGUGCUGCCGCUGUCGUUCUUCCGGGCCACCGUGGCGGGCGGCCUCACCCCCACCGUCACACCCGAGCUGGCGUUUGAUGGCGCAGCGGUGCUGGUGACGGUGCUGGAGUGGGGCACGCCCGGCCGCAUCCUGUACCAGAACCUGCGGUCCGAGGCCUACUAUGGCUGCCUCAUGGGCCGGCCCGGGCUGAUCGCUCCUGCAAAUGGCGGCGGCGUCGGCGGCGGCUGCAGCGGCAGCGGGCGGGCGGUGCUUCUGGGGGACACGCUGCUGCGCUGCCUGCUAACGCCGGGCGGGCCGGAGGGCGAGGGCGAGGACAUGCUGGAGCAGCUGCUGGACACGGUGGUGGCGGGGCAGGAGUUUGAGGCCAUCAUCCAGGUGCCCAGCUCGCUUGUGGGCUUGGCGGAGCCGCCCAGGAGGAAGCGCAGUCGGCCGCAGGUGGAGCAGCAGCUGCUGCAGCUGCAGCAGCAGCAGCCCGCCUCCACGCCCAUGGCGCGGCAGCAGCUGCGCGGCACGCCGUCUUCGAAGCAGACGACGCUGGGCCGCAGCGUGGCAGCGGCGGCUGCGGCCGCCGCCGCCUUCACAGCCACCAGCAGCGGCGGCACCCGCGCCUCUAACUCCGGGGCGGAGGAGACCGACGGCGUGGGCGCGGCGGACCUGCUCAUCGGGGAGACGGGCGAAGACCUGGAUGACACGGACAGGGCGUUGCUGCAGGCGCUCGCCUUCUCGCCGUCGCCAGCGCCGUCCGCAGGCGCGGCUGUGGGUGGCGGCGCAUGCGGUGGCGGCAUGGGCGGCUGCUCGGUUCACCACCGCACCGCUGCCUGCAAUAUCGUGUCAUUCACGCCCGCGACGGCAGGCACCGCCAGCAUCACCCGGCAGGCCACGGCGCGCAUGGGCUCCUUCCUGCUGCCGCGUGCCGCCGGCUCGGCCGUCUACCCGGCUGCUGCCGCCGGAGGCGGUGGCGGCGGCGGCACAAGCUAUCUCUCGAGUGCGCUCUCGCAGCAGCUGCCGGCGCUGGGGGCAGCCGCGGCGCUGGCGGAUGCCCCGCCCGGCUCUCGCGGCAGGGCGGCCGGCAGCGGCGUCGUCACCAGCCGCGCGCUGCAGAAGAUGAUGAUGGGCGUCAACGUGGCCACCACGCCGCUCAAGGGCCGGCAGCGGCAGCAGCUGCGGCGCGUCGUCAGCACCGACUUCGCCCGCGCCUCCGCCGCCUCCGCCGCGUCCGUGACGGCGCCUACUGCGGCUCCUGCGGCGGCCGCCGGGCCUGCGGCGGCGAGCGCGGCCGUGGCUGCCGCCACAGCCGCCCUGCAGCAGCAGCUUACCUUGCAGGCCAACCACCAUCAUCACCAGCAGAGCUUCCAGCUGCCCCACCCGCAGGCGAGCAUGACUGCAGCAUGCGAGUCUGGAGCUGCCCUGCCGCUGCAGCAGCCGCCGGCAACCAUUCACAUCUCAAUGUUGGAGCAGACGCACCAGCCCCAGCCCCACUACUACGCUUGCCUGCCCGACACGGGCGGCGCCGACGGCUACCCGGCCGCGCCCUCCACUGCAUGCAGCGACAGCCUGCCUGUCCCGAUGCCUCGUAGCGUGUUGGCUGUAGGCCGAGGUGCUGUGGUCCCAGUGGCUGCAGACGCAACCGCGAGCGCGUGUGGCCCUGCAGCCGGCGGCCUGCUCUUAAGGGCCACCACCACCUCGGCGGCGGCAGCGGCAGUGGCGGUGCUGUCCCCCCGCACAGCCGCCUCUCCGGUGCCCGCCUCACCCUUCGUCAGCACCUCCGCCUUCCGCGCCAGCAGCGCCUGCAUCUCGCCCGCCCUGCCUUCCGGCGCUAUGGCCGCCGGCCCGGUGCCCGCGGACGGGCUGCACAGCUCCAUGCCGCUCCAGCUCAGCAGCCUGAGGGCCCACAGCAGCAUGGGGCCCGCGCCUGGCGUAGUCGGCGGCGGCGGACGAGGCGGGAGCAACUGCGGCAGCAACGGCGGCAGCCCCUUCACCACCUCCCGCGCCGGCGCGUGGGGCCUGUCCGGCGCCCCCAGCAGCGGCGGCGGUGCGAACGGUGUCGGCUUGUAUGGUCUGUACGGGCCGUGGGGCACGCCUACUUGUACGUCUCGCAGCCGGGCAAGGGACUGUCGCUACGUGGACGAGCCGGUGCGGCACGCCGGCUUCGCCACAGCACCGGCUGCCCCGCUGGUGUUACCAACAUCGGCAGCCGCCGCCGCAGCGGCCAUGCGGCAGUGCAACGCGGGCUCAACUGGCGGCGGUGGCGGCGGCGGCGAUGGCAGCUCCAACCACGCGACGCCGCUGCUCGCCCAAGAUGAGCGCGGCUACGAGCGCACGUCCACGGGCGGCGCGCGGGGCUUUGGCAGCCGGGCGGGCGUCCACUACUCCAGCCGUGGCGCUAGCUGCAACGGCUACGUGUACGGGUGCGCCGGCGGCAGCAGUAAUGGCGGCGGCGGCCCGCUUGGCUCUGUGGACGGGCUGCGGCGCAGUACGGACAGCGCCGGCGGCAGGGCGGCCGGGGCUGGGGGCCUGACGCGCAGCAACAGCGCUGCGCCCGGCUAUGGCGGCGCCGGGCCGGGCUCGCUGGUGCUGAUGGAGGAACUGAUCCGGCUGGAUGAGUGCAGCGAGCACGGGGAGGCGGAGGACGCGCCCAGCGGCCGCAGCGGCGGCGGCGGCGGAGGAGGACGCGCCCCAGCGGUGGACGACACCGCGGCGGCUGGCUUCACCGCGGUGGAUCCAGUGGACCCAGAGGACCCCGGCUUGCUGGCAAUCGCCGCUGAUGAUGAGGUGGCGUGCAUGGAUUUUUUGGCUGCGACAGUCCGGGACCUGGGCGAGGUGACGGCGACGGCGCACCACCAGCAGCAGGUGCCGACCUCGGCGGCGGUGAGCGGUGCGACACAGCAGCAGGCCCCGAGCUGCGCCCGCCGGCUCCCGUUCGACCCCAACCCGCAGCGCAGGAGCCUCGAGCUGCAACAGCAGCAGCAACAGCUGCAGCAACAACAACAGCACCAACGGCAACAACAGCAGCAGUCGCAGGAUCAGGCUUCCGGAACUCACCCCCGGCCUCCGACGGCCCUCAUGUGGACGCCACCGCCUCGCCUGCACCACUCCACUGACUUUCAGGCCACAACAGAAAGUAUGGAGCUACCGGAAGCCAUCAGCAACGGCGGCGGCGGCGCCGUCGACGCCCUGCCCGCCAGCAUGCGCGGCCGCUCCAUCGCCUCGCCCUACCACUGCUCUGUGCAAGGGUCGCUGCAUAGCAGCCCCGCGCAUAAGGCCGGCGGCGGCCUAAGUGGCGGCGGCGCCUUUGCCAGCAACGGAGGCGACCGGCCGAGCAACUCGGGUCGCCUGCGCCCCUCCGACACCGGCAUUCGGCGCGGCGGCUCCCGCAGCGGCCUCGGCACGACCACCAGCGGCGUCUUCUACGGGAUCGCGCUGGGUGCAGGCAGCACUCACGCCACCACGCCGCCGCCGCCCACGCCGCACCGGCGGCUCACGACGCGCGACCGGCUGCAGUUGUUGUUCGGUGGCAGCAUGCGGCAGCGCGCAGCCACCACGUCUGAUAGUCUGGAGCUGGCGCCGGCGCCGGUCUCCAUGGGCCCGGCACGCCGGUCGGUUGACGUGGUGGGCCGCGCGCCGCGCCGGUCCAUGCCCUCGCCCAUGCCGGGCACCUCGCGCUUUCCCACGACACUGCAGGUGGCGGCGGGUGCGCCCGUGAUUGUGCCCCAGUCGCCCAGGACGCGCAUGUCACCUCGAGAUGCCAUCGGUGCCACCGCCGCCGUGGCCGCUGGGUGCGAAGCGCCGGCGGCGGCGGCCGCCGCCGCAGCGGCUGCGGCGGCGGUGCGCGGCGGCCUCGGCGGCGGCUUCUCGGCGCCCGUCAUCAAGAUGCAGCAGCCGGCCAGCUGGCAGCAGCAGCAGCAGCGAGUGCUGCAACAGUACCACGCCGCCGCCGCCGCCGCCGCCGCCGCCGCGAGUGGCGGCCUCAAGGCCAACGCCCUCUCUGAGGAUUGUCCGGCCGUGGCCGGCGCCGCACGGCCGCAUCCGGCGUCCGCUGACGCCGCGGCCGGCACCAUCACCAACACUGCCAACGGCAGCGGCGCGCUGCCAAGCAGCGUGCUUCUGAGGGCCGCGGCGGCGCUAGCUGCCACCGAGGGACGCAGUGGCGGCGUCAGCGCUCUGACCGCCACCACCGCCUUCAGCCGCGUGUCGCUGGUGGCGCCGGCGGAGAGCAGCGUCGGUGGCGGCGGCGCGGUUGCCACCAUGAUGACCACCACGAUGACGCAGCCUCGCACCAUGGACGGGCUGCUGCCCGCAGCCGCACCGCUGGGGGCCACGGAUGAAUCUAUGGUGUUCGGCCCGAGGCACGUGAUGCGCAUGCCGGAGCUGCAGACCGCGGAGGUGACGACGGCGGCGGCGGCGGCAUCCGGCGGCGGCGGCGGGCGGCGCUGGCACAAGGUCACGGCGUGCCUGUGCGCAUGCUCGCAGACGCAGAAGGCGCAGGCGCACAGGCAGGGUGGCGACGGCGGUGAUGCUCCGCGCGAGCGACUCAUGAUCACGUUGACGCAGAUCGACGUGACGGAGCAGGUGGAGGCGCAGGCGCGGCUGGCCAAGAUGCUGGAGCAGGAGCACAAGGUGCUCGAAGGCAUUUACCCGCGCCACGUGAUCGAGUACCUCACCCUAGAGGGCCGCGAGUCUGUGGGCGACGGCGGCGCAGGCACAGGCGCAGGCGGCCGAAGUGGCAACGGCGGAGACCAGUGCUUGCUGUCGCUGCUGCCGGGCAAUGUGGCGCGCAUGGCCUCACUGGCCACCUGGCACAGCGGGGUGACGGUGCUUUUUGCCGACAUCGUGGGCUUCACCACCAUGUGCACCGCCUGCACGCCGCUCGCCGUCAUGGCAUUCCUCAACCAGCUCUACAGCCGCCUGGAUGCCAUGAUUGACAUCUACAAGGUCUACAAGGUGGAGACCAUCGGCGACUGCUACAUGGUGGCGGGCGGGCUGGUGGCGCACGAUGAUGACGGCUACAAGUCCGUCAUCUCUGGCGGCGAGGACCCGCUGCAUGCGGUGCGCGUCAUGGAGUUUGCGAAGGCCAUGCUGCGCGUGUCUCGCGAGCUCCGGAUGCCCCACACCAACGAGCCGGUGCAGAUGCGCAUCGGCAUGCACAGCGGCCCCGUCACCAGCGGCGUGGUGGGCGAGCGCAUGCCGCGCUUCUGCCUGUUUGGCGACACCGUCAACACCGCCAGCCGCAUGGAGUCCACGUGCCGCCCCGGCUCCAUCCACGUGAGCGCCGAGACGCGCGCGCGCCUGCCCAGCGAGCCCUGGCACGACCGCGGCAUGAAGGAGGUCAAGGGAAAGGGUGCCAUGCAAACGUACGAGUGGGCCGGAGACGCGGACGAGGUCGACGGCGAUCAACUGCAGCGCGUAAUGGGCGUAUACCUUUAAACUAGCUAGGGCGGGCUAUUCAUGUACGUGUUGCUUGCUAUGUAUGCCCUUCAUUCUGCCAAGGACUGAGGAACGCGCGACUGUCUCAGCGCAACAACCACUAACGCGUGACCUGAGAUGCUGCGCAAUGAAGCACAGCAUGCUUGACAACGCACGGGCGUAUUCAUGGGGUUCCAAAACAUGGGCGGGAACCUUUUUGUUAGGUAGUUGGUAGUUGGCUGGUCGCCUGCCGCAUGUGGUACGGCGCCAGCUGUCAACCCGGGUGUGAAGCAGUUGGCUGUGCGUCAGUCGUUGCUCAUGGCACGCUGCUGUGCAAACGUGUGCAGCGGACUGCUGGUGGGUACAGCAAGGGUAAAGCAAUGUUGAAUUCUAUGGGCAAGGUUAUAACUUUUGUGGUGUGCGCCCGAUAUGAGUAGUGGCCUGAAGACUGAACAUGACAACUCGACCGUGUGAGUACGGCAAACUGACUGCAUGCAGGGCUCUGCGCAUCAUAACCGAAGCUUUCUGGGAUAACCCUCCUGAGGGUCUUGCAAAUGCAUAAGCUGGCGUGCUUGUUGGACUUGCGAGCUCGCUUGUGCAUAUCUGAAAGAGCUGGAGGAUGAUGGGCUUAAAAAUCCUCAUCGGGAUAGAGCCAUGGCGUGUCGAUUGCGACGCCAUUCUUGGAUUGGUGCAUGUUUUUGCAUGCUUGCAUGCAUGUUUGACACACCGUGUGCAUGCAGUGAUUUGUGGUUGAGCAACAACAAAUGGUUGUGGCCUUGUUUACGGAAGCGAUGUGGCUUUUUAACCGGCCACGGAUACCAUCAUAUCGCCUCUCGGCGCCUACACUGCGACAUAGCCCGGCUGUAGACUGGCUGCUUUUCAAAAUUUCAAUCAUGCUGACGGGCAUUUCCAUGGUGGUGCUUGGUCAUUACAUUACAUGCGUGAUCUAUGCGGUGCAUCAACCCGACGUGCAGAGGCCCCUCCUCAACACCAUGCUUGCGUCCUUGUGGGAACGACGGACACUCAACCGCCCCAGCCUACGGCUGUGCGUGGUUGCUUUGUUGUCGCGUUCUCAGAACCGGUUGUAGUUGCAGCAGGUGUGGUGAGGGCGUAAUAAAGCAGAAUGACCUUUUCGGGGAUUUUGGUGUGAGUUUACACCCGUGCAUGGGGCAUGCAUAUGCGCGGGGCUUGCAUGCAUACCGUGCUCGACAAGGUGCCGGGCACAAGGGGGCACUACCGGGCCCAGGUGGGGAUGCCGCACGAACAAUAAACAGGGAGGACACGUUGGCGCCCAUCAUGCAUGCAGUCGUGUUCGCGCGUUGGCCUUGCCGAGCACUUGUUGUGUGUGCGGACGAAGGAAGAUUCACGGUCAAAGGCAGGCUGGUAAGUGCAGAAUCCCAUUGGCCAGGGGCCCGUUGCAGGUGCGCCUUGAGCAAACACGUUCCAUUUUCUUUGGUCCGGCGCCCUGAGUGCGGUGUCUGCGUAAGCUCGAAGUGCGUUCGUGCCAGUGUGCGGCAAGCUGCAGUUUCACCACCCUAGUGGCGCUUGUUGAGAUGACGUAAGUUGUGAGGUCUCGGACAAAUGCGCUCUGCCUCGGGCCGAGGCGGCGUGGUGUGAGGCUGAUGUGCCGCGGGCGGGCGGCGCGGGGCCGGGGAGGACCGUGAACGGGUGCUGCGUUGGGGUAGCGACAGUGCACGUUGCUGGUGCAGGUGUGGGGCACGCCGCCCCCAUGGAUGGCUACCCCCCCACCACCACCACCACCAUGCCCGGCCACGUGCCAAACGCUCAGUGGCAGUGCAACGUUAGGGUGGCAGCGUUAGGCGCUGAGAUGCAUGAUGGCGGCUGGCGAGCAGCAGGCAGGACAAACGCACACACCGCCGCGUGAGCAGGCAGCGUGCGAGAGGGGUGAAGAUAGAGGGCGUAGCCUAUGUGUGGGUGUGCGCUCUUCUUAUGUAUUGGAAGCAAUUUCGUUGCCGGUGCCGUGCCGAGGUGCACAGUGGGGUGCUUGCGGGGUUCAGGGGCGACGGCACAGCUUGCCAGGGGCCCUGCAGUUCCAAGUGUGGGGCCAGACCAAGUGCGGGGGCAGACCAUGGGAGCAGGAGUGGCUAAAUCUGCUGGCUGCUGAAACUGGAGCCCGUGUGUUGCGCUUCAUGUUAUGACUGCGCCGUGUGACGCGGCGGCUGGUACACGCCUCCUGUGUGUGUUGGUGGGGGUCGAAUCUAAUCCCGGUGGUUACACGGUUUGAGAGGCUUCGGUCUCUCAUUGUGGUUGUGAGCAAGUGCUUGGGGAUAAGAACUUUGCGAUGUGCUAGGGAGAGACCCGGGACAGCUCGUGCGUGAUGUGUGGAGAAUGAGCAGAGUAGGCUCGAAGAGUCAAGGGGCGACCCUGAUGAGCGAUGGGACGUGCAGAGCGAGCAUUUUCCCUCAAAUUCUUGUAAAAGAUUCAGCGGAUAUGUAAGCUUAGCGUGGA